AUGUUUGGGAAGCACAAGGAGCAGAGCUUUGAGUGGCUGCUGAAGAAUGACCCUUACUAUGCUGUGUAUGUGGCGGCUACUCACCUGAAGGAAAGAGAGGAAGGAAACAACAGUCGCUCUGACCAGAUGACCAACAAGGACGAUCUGGCUCAGUACGUGAAACUGUUUCCCAAAGUGUGGAGAGAUGUGCACUUUUAUAAAGAAGGACUGGCUCCAGUGGGUUUUGGAAAAUAUUCCAAACUCACACGUGAGAAUUUGUACAGCUCCACAAAGGAGGACAAGAAGAGCUAUGUACGCUGGAUGCUACAGCAGGAGGGAGGGAAUAAUAAUCCCCGGCUGGACGCAGCUAAGAAGAAGAGGGCCCCCAGCGGGACCAGACGUGGUCGUCCUGCAAAGAAACGCUGCUGA
This is a messenger RNA of Knipowitschia caucasica, 408 nucleotides long. Lineage: Eukaryota; Metazoa; Chordata; Actinopteri; Gobiiformes; Gobiidae. The record is from the annotation of a GenBank genome assembly.